Molecule: messenger RNA, 943 nt
Organism: Eutrema salsugineum
Lineage: Eukaryota; Viridiplantae; Streptophyta; Magnoliopsida; Brassicales; Brassicaceae
Product: very-long-chain (3R)-3-hydroxyacyl-CoA dehydratase PASTICCINO 2
Exons: 9
Coding region: 81-746 (221 amino acids)
Biological process (GO): fatty acid elongation; sphingolipid biosynthetic process; very long-chain fatty acid biosynthetic process
Cellular component (GO): endoplasmic reticulum membrane
Molecular function (GO): 3-hydroxyacyl-CoA dehydratase activity
Source: RefSeq, a predicted model, not a curated record
UUCACUUCCGAUCCCUCCGCCAUAAAUCUCUACUCUUUGCUCUCUCUCUCUCUAUAGCUUAGUCGCAAUCUCCACUCUUCAUGGCGGGCUUUCUCUCCUUCGUUCGGCGCGUGUACCUCACUCUCUACAACUGGAUCGUCUUUGCUGGAUGGGCUCAGGUUUUGUACUUUGCGAUAAGGACUUUGAAGGAAACGGGGCAUGAAAAUGUCUACGACGCCAUCGAGAAGCCUCUCCAGCUUGCUCAGACUGCUGCCGUUCUCGAGAUUCUUCACGGAUUAGUAGGUUUGGUCAGAUCUCCGGUUUCUGCUACUCUGCCACAGAUAGGUUCACGGCUGUUUCUGACUUGGGGCAUCCUAUACAGUUUUCCAGAGGUCCGAUCUCAUUUCCUUGUUACGUCGCUGGUCAUUAGCUGGUCCAUCACGGAGAUUAUUCGCUACUCCUUCUUUGGUCUUAAGGAAGCUCUAGGCUUUGCACCUUCAUGGCACUUGUGGCUCAGAUACAGCAGCUUUUUGUUGCUAUACCCUACCGGUAUCACCAGUGAAGUAGGUCUUAUCUACCUUGCUUUACCACACAUCAAGUCAUCCGAGAUGUACAGCGUUAGGAUGCCAAACAUAUUGAACUUCUCAUUCGACUACUUCUAUGCAACGAUAAUUGUCCUUGCCAUCUAUGUUCCAGGUAGUCCACACAUGUACAGGUACAUGCUUGGGCAGCGAAAGAGUGCUCUCUCCAAAUCCAAGAGGGAAUAAAAGCUGUAGAGAAGAGACCAAAGCUCAUCAACUGAUUUUCUUCUCUUGUGUGGUUCUUUCAUGUACUUCGUCUCUCUUUGUUAGACUAUUUAAAGUCUUUCUUUGAGUCUUAUUUUUUUCUUUACUUCCUCGGCGAUUGUUUAAUGUUAAGUGUAAUGCGAUUUCUAAAUUAAUACGAAGAUUAUUGGUGAUCCUAA